AUAGUUUCUGAGACACCAUGAGGAAGGUUCCUCCCUGUACGUUGAAGAAAUUGAAAAAAAAUUCAAGGAAGUGGCCAGGGUGGUAAUUUAAAGUGACAGUUUUUCUCCAUUCAUAAAAGCUGUGCGUAUACCUGUAGCGAUGGGGAAUAUGACUCAGUCACAAAGAUAGUGUGUUCCCAGUAUUGGCAGGAGAGGAUGUUGCUCUUUGUUGGUGCAACGAACAAGGACACACAAAGAGUCCCAGUGACCCAAGACCAGGCCAGUUGCUGGGUACUCAGAAGACGAGGAAAAAUAUGUGCACCAUCUGCACCACUGACUUUGCAAGAUAGCAAAGAAAAAAAGUAACACAUUGAAGCUUGGACGAUACAUUUCAAGAACUCAACACACAAAAUACUAGUCCUAACCUUGUGGAGAAAAGAUGAACUUCUUCUCAACCCUUGUGACAUUUGAAAACCUCCAUGAGGUUCGGAGAUUGUGCCACUGGGGUCCAGUCAUAGCACUGUCUGUCAUUGCUAUAUGCUCUACCAUGGCUAUUCUGGACUCCAUCAUCUGGUAUUGGCCACUAGACACUACAGGAGGCAGCAUUAACUUCAUCAUGCUCAUCAACUGGACUGUUCUCAUCCUUUACAACUACUUCAACGCUAUGUUUGUUGGACCUGGAUACAUCCCUCUUGGUUGGACACCAGAGAAUGAACAGGACACCCAGUAUCUACAGUACUGCAGAGUGUGCCAAGGGUACAAGGCCCCCAGAUCUCACCACUGUCGCAAGUGUAACAGGUGCGUCAUGAAGAUGGACCACCACUGCCCUUGGAUCAACAACUGCUGUGGGCACCUAAACCAUGCCUACUUCACCAGCUUCCUGCUGCUGGCUCCACUGGGCUGCUCACAUGCUGCCAUCAUCUUCAUUAUGACCAUGUACACACAGCUGUAUGAGAGGAUAUCAUUUGGCUGGAGCACUGUAAAGAUUGACAUGAGUGCUGUGCGUCAGUUCCAGCCCCUCAUGCCCUUCAGUGUGCUUGCCUUUGCUGCCACACUCUUUGCCUUAGGUUUGGCACUGGGCACUACUAUUGCCGUUGGCAUGCUUUUCUUCAUACAGAUGAAAGUCAUUAUUCGAAACAAAACCUCAAUCGAGUCCUGGAUCGAGGAAAAGGCCAAAGAUAGAAUACAGCACUACCAAACAGGGGAGGAAUUCAUCUUCCCAUACGACCUCGGAAGCCGCUGGCUGAACUUCAAGCAAGUCUUCACGUGGUCAGGGAUGCCCAAGGGUGAUGGCCUUGAAUGGCCGGUACAUCCCAAGUGUCACCAGCACACCUUAACUAUUGAGCAACUGAAGCAGAAAGCUGACAAACGAGUGAGAAGUCAGGUCCAGUACCGUGCAGUGGAGGACUAUAAUGGAGCUUGCUGCCCUCUAAGCAAAGGUCUCCAGACCUUUUUUAGAACCCCCUGCACCGAGGAGCCCAGGAUCCCCCUCGACAAGGGGGACACCAUCCUGGCCACUCGUGGCACCAAAUGGUGGAUGUAUGGAGACAAGGUUUUGAGCGAGGACCAGAUGAGAGCGGGAGAGCGUGUCAGGGGAUGGUUUCCAAGGCGAUGCGUGGAGAAGUGCCAUUAUGACACAGCUGCCACUGAUAGCACCAGCGAUAAGAAACUAAAUUAAUAUAUUGGAACAGGCUUUAUGUAGAGCAGGGGAGUUAAACUGAACAAAAUGUGUGUGUCCUUGUUCAGAAACAUACACCCACUGAAGAUGUCAUACCCAAUACUGCAGGCUCACCGUGGAGAAUUUCAUACUUUGAUUAAAGAUUUCUCACAUUUCAAAACCAACAAGCCAACAAAGGCAACAUUGUUCUGUAAAUCGUACUGAGCAGCUUGCUGUCAAAAAUGUCUUGAAGAGGACACAGAAUUCAUGAGAGGGACUGUUCCUUUGAGUUCAGUUUGACUCCCUCUGACCAAUAGUGAAAUCCAGCAAGAGUCUUAAUUUCUGAGAAUUGCCUACUGGCUGUAACGUGACUGCAUUGUGAUUUACAUGACUUUUUACUUGAAUAUGUUGUUUUUACUUGUGUUGAUGUCCCUUUUGCUAAUUAUGCAAUGCCUCUGCCCAGUCAACCCCAGGGCUUCGUCAUGCAACUCUUUCUACAGUAUGGAGAUAACACUUAAUUUCUUUUUAUUAUUUUUGUAAAAACAAAUUGUUGGCCUCAAAGUAUAAAUUGAACAUUAAAAAAAAAUAUUCUGCGAGA
This is a messenger RNA of Scatophagus argus, 2234 nucleotides long. RefSeq names its product zinc finger DHHC-type palmitoyltransferase 6 (gene zdhhc6). Gene Ontology annotation, biological process: protein palmitoylation. Gene Ontology annotation, cellular component: Golgi apparatus. The record is from RefSeq and is a predicted model, not a curated record. The coding region runs from base 419 to 1657 and encodes 412 amino acids. The transcript is spliced from 11 exons. Gene Ontology annotation, molecular function: palmitoyltransferase activity; protein binding. NCBI's taxonomy places the organism in Eukaryota, Metazoa, Chordata, Actinopteri, Scatophagidae.